Klebsormidium nitens is the source of this 2532-nucleotide messenger RNA. The record is from the annotation of a GenBank genome assembly. Lineage: Eukaryota; Viridiplantae; Streptophyta; Klebsormidiophyceae; Klebsormidiales; Klebsormidiaceae.
AUGAAUCACGAGACGGCGUGUCGUGACGAGAAAGAACCCUCCAGCUUCGUGCUCAUCGCCUCGACCACCCCAGCGGCCGCUGCAAGCUUGCACGAGACUUUGAAGGCCGGUCAAGCCGUUAGGAGCUGCGCGGCAGUCCAUUUCGAGGGCCCGUCUCCUGUCUUUAGCGACGUCAAGAGCGUCCCAGCUGCCGUGCCUCCCUUGCCAAAUGCUGGGGGAAUACGAGGAGGCCGCCCCUCCUAUGCGGCCAAGCAGGGGGGCGCUGACUUCUUCUUCGACUACGGGCUGGCCUUCGCUCUGCGGCCUGCAGGGGCUUUUGCUCAAGGGGGGCUCGGUUCGACGUGCAUCGGGCGCACGUGCGGCGGAAAGGGAGCGGUCUACACUCGAGGGUGCGAUCCGUUCGUCUGGGAGCGGAAACGGAACCGGGGUGGGGCGAUCAUCUGCCGAGGCGGAGGCGGGCAUCUUCUGUGCUUGCGGUGCGUAGAGGCGCAGUACGAGGAGGGGCGCCCCUUCGUUUCAAGUGCGAGUGGCUCCCCAGUUUCCCAAGAAGAGCUUCUCGCCAAGUACGAAGUGUUCCCCCGGACAAAAGAGCUUCGGCAGGUAGGGCCAGGAGAGGAGGCAAGCGAGGGCGGUCACCAAUUCUUUGUGCAGAGGAGGGACCUUGCCGCCUGUCCGUAUUGCCGCGAGCCCAAGGCAGUCGCUCCAUCAAGGCGCGGAGUGAAGAGAGCGCUCGAAGUGAGGCCGAGCCCACUUGAGCUUGGCGCGGAGGCAAUCCUCUCCGAGUUGGGCCGAAGCAGGAUCCCUCCGAUUGCGGUUGCUCCCGGCCUCUUUUUGGUCCCGCUUGUUGGGGGCUCGAACGGGCGCCUUUUGGACCUUUUGGUGACGGAGAGGGGGGUCUUGAACGCGCCGCGGCUCGUGAAGAUCGAUCACACGGGCAGCUUUCGGUGCCUGUGCGGUGCUCUCUUUGGGCUGGAUGCGGAGGCGUGGAAAGGGGGGGCGCAGCUCCGUGUGUUUGUCGUGAGCGAUAGGGGCGAGCAGCCCGUGGUGUGCGUGUUGGCGGGAGAGACCGCGCAUUGUAGCCACGUCGAGUGCUUGGGACCGGAGCGGUGCCCGCAUCUUUCAAGGGUACUUGCAAAGGCAGAGGCAAUCGUGAGCGAGCCUGCCGCAAAUGGUGGCCAAGAUGGGAAGCGGCCGACCCUCACCGAGAGGCGCGCGGAGAGGGUUUCGCAACGAGAAGCGAGGGCAAGGAACAUUCUGGUUUGCAACAAUCCCGCGUGUCGCCGGCAGGACUUCAAGGUCGCGUGCGCCCACCAGGCUUCUCUCGAGCCUUGGGAGUGCCUCUCUGCUGCGGCACUUGACAUGGGCCACAGUCACAAGAGGAUCGAUACGGUCAUGAGCCGAGGCGGGGCGAUUGUCGCAAGCCUCUGCGAGCGCUGGGGCGAGGAGGGCGUGAGACGCCGCGAUGAAGCGCAGCACUUUUGCGCUCCAAGGCCACGCGACCCUGUGGCUCCAUGCGGCCGGCCGUGGAAGAUCGAGAGUCGAAAGGGGUCGCUGACAACUGCUGGAGCACGCUUUGAGGUCACCACCUAUCGGCGCGUCUGCCGCAUCGCUCCUGGACGAGAGGCGGCAUGCUGCUCGGUGGCCUACGACGGCCAGGAGGAUGGCAUCUUUAACUUCUCCGGAACGACCCUCAUCUCCCAUGGCCUCCUGCUGCGCAACCACUUUGCCGCGGCACUCGGCGCUUCACAUAGCCUCAACUUUGAGGCGGGGGACAUGGCCACGAGGUGCCUCGAGGGGUCGAGCGGCCCUAGGUUGGACGAUCGGGUCUUUGACUCGGCGAUGCAAGCCUUCAACGACCUCGCGGCGCGCUCGCGGAUCCAGCACGUGUGCUCGCGCCCCGAUUGCGUGCACCUCUACACGAGCGAGGUCGAGGCGGCCGAGGCGGAGGCUCGAAUGGUUGGGACGCCUCUGAGAGUUGAGCGGACGGAGGGGCCCACCUCCGAGCUCGCGACCUACGCCUUUGGUCGAGAGAAGGUCAUCACGUUCGAUGGCACGUUCUUUGCCAACUCGAGUGCCAUGCGCGACGACUCGGAGGCUUCGUUGCACAGCGUGUGCGAGCCCGACCCAGAGGCGCCUCGGGUGGCUGGCGGCUUCACUCCUCUGAGCAUUGGCGGGGUGCGCCCUUCCGACGUGCCGCUAGAGGGGAUCGACUACCCUUGGAAGCACCGCAACGGGCUGUCGGAGCUGCGGCCGGCCGUGCGAGCUCUCGCGUUGAGAUGGUGCAACUUUCGGAAGGCUCCGGCCCAAGGGAGCAAUGCGCCACUAAAGUCGGAUGAGUUCGUCGCCAUGCGCGAGGGGCUACCAGCGAACGUGAGAGCCUUGGUCGACCUCGUGACCGAGUCGGGUGGGUGUGCGGAUCCAGCGGCGUGCGCGGUGUGCAAGGCGGUCCCGCGGCGGCCGUGGAUGCAAGGCUUUCUCAAGGAGGGGGGCGUGGGGGCAACCGGCUGGUGCCUGACUCACUUCCAGCUGUAA